UGAUUAAUUUCCUCAUCAUCUGAUCCAAAAUGGAGGCCAUGACCAUCUGCUUUGCUGAAAGGACGCCCAUUAUCAUACAACUACUGAUCAUGAUCUUCAUAUCAGCAGCAGCGGCUCAACAAGAUCCGCCUGACUGCCAACGGUGGUGUGGAGACGUAGAGAUUCCGCACCCAUUUGGCACCACCGAAAGCUGUGCACUGGACGCCAAAUUUCUCAUCAACUGUAGCAAUGGAGAACCUAUACUGGGCGAAAAUCUGGAGGUCACCAACAUAUCCAUUGAAAACCAUGAGGUGAGCAUCAUGUCGUAUAUCGCUAAACUUUGUCACAAGAAUGGAGAGGAACAAAACCGGCCGUCCCUCGAGGUGCCUAGGUUUACGAUCUCUAGUUCCAAAAACAAGUUCACUGUGGUCGGCUGCGACUCCUAUGGCUACCUUUAUGGUAAUUACAAAACUCAAAACAACUACUCCACGGCCACGGGUUGCUUCACUAGAUGUGUAAACCUUGAUAGAGUGUCUGCCAAUGAUUCAUGCUCGGGCAUUGGGUGUUGCCAUAUGGACAUCCCUCCUGGACUCAAGAAUAUAUACGUGAAGCCCUUUAGUUUUUAUAACUACACAAAAGUGAUCAUGGAUUUGAACCCUUGUACCUACGCCUUCGUUGUUGAACAAGGCAAGUUUAACUUCUCCCAAGAUUAUCUUCUAAACGGAUUCACUCCGGAGAAGCUGCCACUGGUGCUUGAGUGGUCAAUAGAUAAUGAUACGUGCGCUGCCGCUCGUCAUCAAGCAAUUCCCUCAUUUUGCCCUUGCGAAGGGAAUUCCACUACUCAUUACCUCAACGACAGCUCUGGAUCAUACUAUUGCAAUUGCAUACGCGGCUUCAAUGAAAAUCCAUAUACGCCCCUUGGUUGUCAAGGUUCCUAUACCUUAAUUACCAAAUUAAUUGUAUUGUUUUGUUUUCGUGAAUUAAUGAUUUUUGCAGACAUUGACGAAUGUCUUGCUUCUAAUAACUGCACUGAAAAGGGCCAGGAGUGUAUUAACCAAGCAGGGACUUAUACUUGCAAGAGUACAAAAGAUGGACAACUUGUUGCAAAAGUCAUAUUUGGUGUUGCAAUUGGCAUUAUUGCCUUCCUUUUGAGUAGCUCUUGGUUAUACGUGGUCUUCAAGAGGAGAAAGGUAAUCAAGCAUAAAGAAAAGUCCUUCCGGCAGAAUGGUGGAUUUAUUUUAAAGCAAAAACUCCCUCGAGAAGAAGACUACUCCAAUGAGACAGCAAAAAUAUUCACUGAAGAGGAGUUGAAAAAGGCUACAGUCAACUAUGAUGCCAGCACCAUCAUAGGCCGAGGAGGUUUUGGUACGGUCUACAAAUGAUUUUUACAAGAUAACACAAUUGUUGCCAUUAAGAAGUCAAAAAUUGUGGAUCAAAGCCAAACCGAGCAAUUUAUCAAUGAGGUUAUUGUUCUCUCCCGAAUUAACCAUAGGAAUGUGGUUAAACUCUUGGGGUGUUGCUUAGAGACAGAAGUUCUUUUACUUGUAUAUGAAUUCGUUCCUAAUGGCACCCUCUUUGAGCACAUACAUGAUAAGAACAAGGCAUCCAAUUUACCUUGGGAAGUUCGUCUGGGGAUAGCUGCGGAAACUGCUGGAGCAUUAUCCUAUCUUCACUCUGCAGCUUCAACACCAAUCAUCCACAGAGAUGUCAAGUCUUCCAAUAUACUUCUUGAUAACUACACUGCAAAGGUCUCCGACUUUGGAGCUUCAAGGUUGGUUCCAGUGGAUCAAAUUGAAGUAGCAACAAUGGUGCAAGGAACUCUUGGAUACUUAGACCCUGAAUACUUGCAUACAAAUUAUUUGACAGAGAAAAGCGAUGUUUAUAGCUUUGGAGUUGUUCUUUUGGAGCUACUAACAGGACGAAAGGCUCUGUCAUUUGAUAUGCCGGAGGAGGAGAAAAAUUUAGCCAAGUAUUUCCUUUAUUCCUUGAGAGAAGGUCGUUUGUUUGGAGUCAUAGAGAACAAUAUAAACAAGGAAGAGAACAGAGAACAACUUAAGGAAGUGGCUGAGCUAGCAAAGAGGUGCUUGAAUUUGAAUGGAGAUGAUAGGCCCAGCAUGAAGGAAGUAGCAAUGGAAUUAGAAGGACUAAGAAAAACACAGAAGCAUCCUUGGGUUAAUGCAGGGGUGAAUAUGAAAGAAACUGAAUACUUGCUUGCUGAGACAUCCAAUGGGAAUGAUGCAACUGCUGCAUAUGACAGCAUAAGCAACCAUGUCGCACUGGACUUCUCUGGAAGAUGAUCAGCAGAGCAACGCAUAUAUAAUUCCCCGCAGAUUG
Messenger RNA from Ziziphus jujuba (common jujube), 2313 nucleotides. Its product is annotated as putative wall-associated receptor kinase-like 16. Gene Ontology annotation, biological process: cell surface receptor signaling pathway; protein phosphorylation. Gene Ontology annotation, molecular function: protein serine/threonine kinase activity; calcium ion binding; polysaccharide binding. Lineage: Eukaryota; Viridiplantae; Streptophyta; Magnoliopsida; Rosales; Rhamnaceae. The transcript has 3 exons. The record is from RefSeq and is a predicted model, not a curated record. Gene Ontology annotation, cellular component: plasma membrane.